AUCUCACACUAUCUCUUCAACAGCUCUUUCAUAAAUCCAAUUCCCAAUAAUCAACAUGUCUGACUCUUACGGAAACGACAGCUACGGCUCCAGCCGUCGCGACAACGACGACAACUCUUACGGCUCCAGCCGCCGAGACAAUGAUAACAACGACUCCUAUGGCUCAAGCGGCCGUGACAACAACGACAGCUACGGCUCCAGCCGUCGUGACGACGACAACGACAACUCUUACGGCUCCUCUCGCCGUGACAAUAACGAGAGUUCGUACGGAUCCAGCAACACUGGCAUCGGUGGAAACACCAGCUACGGCUCAUCCGACAGGGACAACAAGGACACCUUCGGCUCCAGCAACAACGAUUCCUACGGUUCUAGCCGCAAUGACAGCGACACCUUUGGCUCCAGCAACGACAACUCUUAUGGCUCCAGCCGCAAGGACAACGACAGCUCCAACACCUAUGGCUCUGGCCUCAGCGGUGGAAACGAUAGCUACGGCUCUUCUCGUGACAACGACAACGACAACAGCUAUGGCUCUAGCCGCCGUGACAAUGAUAACAACGACUCUUAUGGCUCUAGCCGUAAGGACAAUGACACCUACGGCUCCAGCAACAACGACUCCUAUGGUUCCGGCCGCAAGGACAACGACUCUUACGGAACCGGAAACACAUACGGAUCCUCCAACAAUGACUCCUACGGCUCUUCUAACAAUGAUUCUUACGGAUCAAGCAACACCUACGGUGAUGACAACGACAACAACAAGAAGUCAGGUGGCUUCUUGGACAAGGUCAAGGACAAGGUUGAGGAGAAGGUCAAGGGACACAAGAACCGUGACAACGAUAACGAGUACUAAUUGUAAUAUGGGGGUUUGGACUCUAGCGUAUUAGUUUUGAGAUAACUGAGUGAGAUGAGAUAUUCCUUGCUCUUGAAUUGAAGUUUCUUUUGUUCACA
This is a messenger RNA of Fusarium graminearum PH-1, 945 nucleotides long. RefSeq lists its product as uncharacterized. The record is from RefSeq and is a predicted model, not a curated record. NCBI's taxonomy places the organism in Eukaryota, Fungi, Ascomycota, Sordariomycetes, Hypocreales, Nectriaceae. Bases 56 to 847 code for a protein of 263 amino acids. The transcript is spliced from 5 exons.